Leucoraja erinaceus (little skate) is the source of this 2508-nucleotide messenger RNA. It is a transcript of the gene helt, whose product is annotated as helt bHLH transcription factor. The record is from RefSeq and is a predicted model, not a curated record. Gene Ontology annotation, cellular component: nucleus. Bases 1 to 720 code for a protein of 239 amino acids. The transcript is spliced from 4 exons. Lineage: Eukaryota; Metazoa; Chordata; Chondrichthyes; Rajiformes; Rajidae. Gene Ontology annotation, molecular function: DNA-binding transcription factor activity, RNA polymerase II-specific; RNA polymerase II cis-regulatory region sequence-specific DNA binding; protein dimerization activity. Gene Ontology annotation, biological process: regulation of transcription by RNA polymerase II; regulation of neurogenesis; anterior/posterior pattern specification.
AUGUCGUCUAAAACGAAAGAGCGCAAGACGGCUCCCGUGUCCCACAAAGUGAUCGAAAAAAGACGAAGGGAUCGGAUCAAUCGCUGUCUGAACGAACUCGGCAAAACCGUUCCAAUGGCUUUGGCAAAGCAGGGCACCGGGAAACUGGAAAAGGCGGAGAUUUUGGAGAUGACAGUCCAGUAUUUGAGAGCACUGCACUCAGCUGACCUCGCCAGAGGACGAGAGAAGGGCGAACUGCUCGCAGAGUUCGCGAACUAUUUCCACGCCGGCUAUCACGAGUGCAUGAAGAACUUGGUUCACUAUCUGACCACGGUGGAACGCAUGGAGACCAAGGACACCAAAUACGCCAGAAUCCUCGCCUUCCUGCAGUCCAAAUCUCGCCGCUGUUCCGACCCCAUAUUCGGGCCACUCUCAACUCACGACGCGGAAUACUCGUACCAGCUUCACCCCGUGCCGGAGUUCGCCAAUUCGCGUCUGAGCGAGUCCCUGCUUCAGCAAGGCCCCGGGGUGGGUAGAACGCAAGCGAUGCACUGGCACGGAUCGGCUCGGGGUCCAGGGCUCCCUUUCAUUCCCAGUCCCACCUUGCCCGUUGCCAACCCCGGCCACCAGCACAACUUCCUCCACUCCGUGCAGGGCCUCGACCGCCACUACAUUAACUUGAUAGGACACUCGCACCCGAACGCGUUCAGCUUACACAGCCCCCAGCACGCCAAUUUAUAGAGGGAAUGCUCGCCGGCCAGGUGCCAACGGGGAACUGCAGAUGCUGGUUUAUACCAAAGAUAGACUCCAAGCGCUGGAGGAACUCAGCGGGUCAGGCAGCAUCUCUGCGGGGCAAAAAUGAAUAGGUGACGUUUCGGGGUCGGGACCUUUCUUCAGACUCCCGACUCAAACUUCACCCACGUUCUUCAUAAAUGUAUCAUUCAUUUUAGUAGAGUUGGGCCAUCCGGCCCAUCAAGUCUACCCCGCCAUUCAAGCAUGGAUGAUCUAUCUUUCCCUCUCAACCCCACUCUCCUGCCUUCGCCCCGUAAACCCCUCCUGACAACCGUACCAAUCCCGUACUUCUCCAGAGAUGCUGCCUGACCCGCUGAGUUACUCCGGCACUCUGUGAAACGUCACCUACCCAUGUACUCCACAGAAGCUGCCUGACCCGCUGAGUUACUCCAGCACUCUGUGAAACGUUACCUAUCCAUGUUCUCCAGAGAUGCUGCCUGACCCGCUGAGUUACUCCGGCACUUCGUGUCUGUCUUCGGACGCAAACGAUUCAUAACUUAAAGCCCAUUAAAUAUAUAUUUUCUGAUCGGAACAAAUUCAUAACAGCACCACUGCAUUCUACAUGACACUAUUUAUAACACGAUUUCGCGGUCAAUGUUACUUGUACAGCGCGCCAGUCGAUAGAAAAACGAAACUAAAUACUGCUGUGUUUCAGCUCUCCGCGCUGGUAGCGCCGGCCGAGUGUAUGCCUGUCCCACGCCGCAAUAUUUAUGGUGAUAACGAGAAUGGUUUUGCAAAUGAAGACUAUAUGGAUGAGAAAAAUGAUAUAUCUCACUGUACAAUCCUCUAACGGCGUGACAGCUCGCUGCCAGUUAAUGGGACACGAAGUGCUGGCGCAACGUAUCAGAUCAGGCAGCAUCUCAUAGAAACAUUGAAACAUGGAAAAUACGCGCAGCAGUAGGCCAUUCGGCCCUUCGAGCCAGCACCGCCAUUCAAUAUGAUCAUGGCUGAUCAUCUAAAAUCAGUACCCCGUUCCCGCUUUCCCCCCAUAUCCCUUGAUUCCUUUAGCAGCCCUAAGAGCAAAAUCUAACUUGAAAUCUCUGGAGUGGACGGGGAAAGUUUCGCGUCCCGGUGCACCUAAGGACCCGAAACGUCUCUCAGCAUCUCGUGUUUCGCUUGGGCAUCUUACAACCCCAGUGGUAUGAAUAUUGACUUCUCUAGCUUCGAGUAACCCUCGCUUCCCCUCUCUCGCCAUCUCUCCCCCAUCCUAGUUGUCCGCCUGAUAAAAUUAAAUAUUUUUGUGCGCCUCGUCGUCACCUUCCGCGAGCGAACGGUGAUCAAUUCUACAUAUCCCUGCCUUGAACAACGUCGCCUUUGCUGUCUCGUUUUCACCCCUUACCCUUCCUUAUCUCUGUGUCUCCCUCUCCCCUGACUCUCAGUCUGAAGAAGGGUCUCGACCCGAAACGUCACCCACUCCUUCUCUCCAGAGAUGCCGCCUGCCCCGCUGAGUUACUCCAGCAUCCCCGUGUCUCCUUUUGUCAACCAGCAUCUGCAAGUUCACUGUUUCAACGCCGGUAAUAAGUGUUUGGCUCGGUUUUUUCUUUGAAGAGGUCUGCCCUGAUUUCAGGAAACGAGCGGUCAUAUUCCUGAAUUUCAACACGUUUUUAACCAGGACUGUUCAGGCCUCUCCGCCCCUCUUGGGCGACACCCCCGGAGCGGGUUGAGUCUGUGGAAUUCUCUGCCUCAGAGGGCGGUGGAGGCAGGUUCUUUGGAUGCUUUCAAGAGAGAACUAGAUAG